Messenger RNA from Engraulis encrasicolus (European anchovy), 678 nucleotides. RefSeq names its product regulator of G-protein signaling 21-like. Bases 1 to 678 code for a protein of 225 amino acids. The transcript is spliced from 5 exons. NCBI's taxonomy places the organism in Eukaryota, Metazoa, Chordata, Actinopteri, Clupeiformes, Engraulidae. The record is from RefSeq and is a predicted model, not a curated record.
AUGAAAUAUGUACCUUUCCCCAGUGUUGAAUCCCAUGGCAGCCCAAGGCAGAAUCUCUGUUCAGCUGUGCUGAAGCUUAGCCCAGGAGCCUUGAUAGAAGCACAGCUCCCCCCUUUGGUCAAUGCAAGAGAUGUUGCAGCACGCAAGUGGUUGUCCAUUGACAAAUCUGCCGAUAGAGGUGUAGGGAGUGGACGUGCAGUGCUGUCGUCUAUGAAGAACGCAGUGAAAGAUCUCAAUGUCAUUUUCAAGGGCAGAUUUUGUUGCUUUUCUAAGGACCCACUUGUGGAUGUGGAUGCUUGGGGUGAAUCAAUUGAUAAACUAUUGGCCUGCAAAGCUGGCCAGGCAGCUUUCCAGGAGUUCCUGAAGACAGAGUACAGCGAGGAAAACAUCCUGUUCUGGUUGGCCUGCGAGGACUACAAGAAGAUCAAGAGCACUCCAGAGAUGAUCGUCUCUGCAAACAGAAUUUACGCAGAGUUUGUGCAAACGGAAGCUCCCAAACAGAUCAACAUUGACUGUGGGACCAGAGCAAAUAUCACCAAGAAUAUCAACCAGCCUGACCUGAACUCGUUUGACACAGCACAGAGGCUAAUUUACAGUCUAAUGACUAGAGAUUGCUACCCAAGGUUCUUGAAAUCUGACAUUUACCAAGGGGUCUUACAAAAUGGAAGAAAAGGCUGA